Molecule: messenger RNA, 1708 nt
Organism: Cuscuta campestris
Lineage: Eukaryota; Viridiplantae; Streptophyta; Magnoliopsida; Solanales; Convolvulaceae
Source: the annotation of a GenBank genome assembly
UGCAGAGGAAGAUAAAUAGGGGACGAGUAUUCACAACUCGGACGAAUACUCCCUUAGCCCCGGAGAUCUUUGCGGAACCAUAUCCGCAGGGAUUCAAGAUGCCGUUCGUUAAGCGUUACGAUGGGGAAUCAGAUCCCCAGGAACACAUAAAUAGCUAUGUCCAGGUGAUGAUUGCCGUUGAUGCCAGCGACGCAUUGAUGUGCCGGUGUUUCUUGCAAAUAGUAGAUAGCAAGGUGGCGGAUUGGGUGAACCACAUUCCUGCCGGAUCGAUCCGGACAUGGGAUGAAUUGGGAUUGCGGUUCUUGGAGAAUUUUGCCGGGAACUGCCGUCCCAAGAAGCAUUUCACUCAUCUGGCUUCAGUGCGGCAGAAGCACGGAGAAUCCUUGAAGAAUUUCCUUAUCCGAUGGAGAAAAGAGUCCAGGGAGGUUGAAGGAACCGACGACAAAUCCAGGUUUGCCAUGUUCACGGCGGCAUUGCAGGACGGUCUCCUUCAUACUGAUCUCACAACUCAUCCCCCGGAUACCUUUGAAGAAGCAAUGGUCCAGGCCGGAAGGUAUGUGACCCUAGAGGAGAGAAAGGAGGAGAAGAAAGAAAAAACUCCCAAAGAAGAAGAAAAGGCGGGAAAUAAGAAGCCGUUCAAGAACAAGAAGCAGGGCUUCCCGGAUGGCCCAAAAGGCACAAGCCCUGGGACCUCGGAGAAGCACAAGUCUGCCAAUCCAGUCUUCACAUUGCCAGUGGCAGAGGUCAUGGCCCAUGCCGCAAAUCAGGGACUCAUGACUUAUCCUACCUAUUCCCAGAAGGUCUGUAAUCUGGAGGAUACUGGAAAAUGGUGUGCGUACCAUCGCAAGAAUGAUCACAACACGGAGGAUUGCUAUACCUUGAAAAAUGAGAUGGCGAGGCUAAUCCGCCGGGGCCAUCUGAAGAAGUUUGUACAAGAUGGUGACGCGGAAAAUCCCGGGAAUACUCAGAAUGGGAAGCGUAGAGAUAAAGAGGUAGCCCAGGCUGAGGCCCGGGAAAAACGCCACAUCGGGCUUGAAGAUGAAGAGGAGGAUUCAGAACCCGCACCGCACCGCCAGAAGAGGCACCAUGGGUGUAACUUCAUCAUCGGAGGGAAUACUGGCGGAGAUUCAGCCACGAGCCAGAAGAAGUGGGCCAACGCGGCGAUGGUCAAUAAGGUGCUGGUCCCAGAAGGUAAGAAGCUGAAAACUGAGCCAAUUGUAUUUGCUAAUGCUGAUCUGCCGGAAACAGGGGUCCCCCAUUGGGACGCCCUGGUGAUUACUAUUGAUAUAAUGGACUUACUGAUCCAUAAAACCCUUGUGGAUACACCCGGAUUGGAAGAUUUAGAGUGUGUCAUCUCACCUCGUCACUUGUGCAUAAAGUUCCCAACCCCCCACGGAGUUGGAAUUGCCAGGGGAUCUCAGAGAGUGUCCCGGGCGUGGUAUUUGAAGGCAACCAAACAGCCUGUCAAGUAUGAUACCCAAGUGGGAGAAGUGACUGCACAGCUCCUGAUGGCCGAGGAAAGGCGUCCCAGAGUAGAAGUUGCCGGCGACAUUGAAGAAGUGGAACUGGAGCCAGGCACGCCGGGGAGGUUAGUCAGAAUUGGCAAAGAAUUGGCAAAGGCCUGGGAGCUGAGCUCAGAUCACGAGUGAUCUCAGUCCUUAGAAGGUUCAGGAAGGUUUUUGCAUGGAGUCCAGCUGAUAUGCCAGGG